AUGUCUACCUCGGGCCCCCGCUUCCACAUUCCCUUCCCCUCCAACUUUCUCUCCCUCAACACUCCCACCAAGAGGUCCGCUUCUCUCGAUGGCUCUGUCACCGCUCCCACUCCCGCCCCAGAGCAUUCCUUCCUCUCCAACCGCUCGGUGGCCCAUCGCCACCCUUCCAUCUCCUCGGUCACCAGCGAGGAUUCCACUCGCAGCACGCCACCUGCUGCCGCCCUCGACGCUGCCGUUGCACCUGUCCCUACUCCGAAGAGCCCAACUUUUCUGGCGCUUAACCACAAGUCUGCGGCUCCGCCAAAGAAUGCUCAGGCGCUGAGGGGCGUCGUCGACCACUCCUUCCUGUCCAACAGGCACUAG
Molecule: messenger RNA, 363 nt
Organism: Aaosphaeria arxii CBS 175.79
Lineage: Eukaryota; Fungi; Ascomycota; Dothideomycetes; Pleosporales
Exons: 1
Coding region: 1-363 (120 amino acids)
Source: RefSeq, a predicted model, not a curated record